Molecule: messenger RNA, 1607 nt
Organism: Cynoglossus semilaevis (tongue sole)
Lineage: Eukaryota; Metazoa; Chordata; Actinopteri; Pleuronectiformes; Cynoglossidae
Gene: vopp1b
Product: VOPP1 WW domain binding protein b
Exons: 5
Coding region: 1-528 (175 amino acids)
Cellular component (GO): cytoplasmic vesicle membrane
Source: RefSeq, a predicted model, not a curated record
AUGAGGAAUCCCGUGACCGGCGUAGCGCUGAUGCUCUGGCUGCUCGCGGAGGUUGUAGAAGCCAAGAAGUACUGCUGGUAUUUUGAGGGUGGAUAUCCGAUCUACUUCAUUUGCCGCUCCUAUGAAGACUGCUGCGGUACUCGCUGCUGUGUGAGAGCACUCUCUAUCCAGAGACUAUGGUACUUCUGGGUGCUGCUGAUGAUGGGAGUUUUGUUCUGCUGUGGUGCUGGUUUCCUCAUCCGCAGACGGAUGUAUCCAUCACCUCUGAGAGACGAGCAAGCGUUUAACGUCUCCUUCACCAGACAUCCUGUCACCACACCUGUUUCCCAGCAGCCAGGAAUCAUGCAGGGAUUUGGAGUCAACGGGAUGACAGGUGGAGACCCCAGUGUCGCCAUGACACACCCAGCGUUCCCCCCACAACCCGGCUCUACCCACAUGAUGAUGAGCGCUUACCCUCCGCCGCCAUCCUAUUGCAACCAUCCGCCGCCAUCGUACGAACAAAUCUUUCAAAACAGUGACAAGAAGUAGCGUUCGAAAAACGCACCGGCAGGAAAACGGAGCGCCGCGAGGAUGUGGAGGAACUCUUGUGUUGACCGGAGGCACAAUAAACAGUAUCGACACUCACCCAGACCAUCACACUGCUUCACCUGAACCGAUUUACGACGUAGACUCUUGACUUGUAUAGACUUAUGUACAGCGGUGGUAACUGCAGUUGUUGAACGCGAGGACGAGCAGGGAUGGACUGGUUCAGGUCAAGGAUUCUCUCACGUCAUCAUCACCGACUCUCCAUGUGCAACUAGAUAACUGGGUAUGUGGUUUGAAAUUAAAUAUUCAAAAGGACAGUGAUAUUUAAAUAGUUCUUAAAGUUGGUUGUUUUCGAAGUAACUAUGUACUAGAUACUCAGGUGACGUCAACACGUCAACUGCUUGAAUUUUUUUUUUUCUUUCUUUUUUUUGCUCGCUCUCUUAACAGAUGUUUUAACUCUCUUGAACCUUUGUUUGAAAUUAUUUCAGUGUCUGGACCGACUGACCCUAAUGCUAAUCGUUGACCCCGCUGAUCACAUGUUCGGCUAUGAAAAGGAGCAUCAACCUAAGGUUCUGUCUUUACGAACGUAGACGGGGAUUUCCUCUCAGGUGCCUGUGUGAAUUCAUAUUAAGUUAAGAGUCAGUUGGGAGGAACGUCGAGGAGCGAGAAAAAAAAACGGCCCGAUAUGCAUGACCUUUGAACCCCUUUGGAAAGCGCCAUGCUGUCAUAAACAUAGUCACGUUGACUCAGAACUACAACAACUAACAACUUUUUAAUUUGAUUAAUCAAACACAAACACGCAUGGAUUAAAACUAGGGUAACUGUCAACUAAUAACGAUUAAUCGUGACUAAUUGAGAUGAAUCAGCAUUCAGAAAACAUUUUUUUUCUGUAUAUUGCCGAAACAACAAACAACAGCAGAAAGAUCUAGGUGUUUUCACAGAUGUCUAACUUAAUAACAGCGAUAGCUCGGGUCACAAACUUAUUUCGUUCUUUGGCCAUACUCCUUGGCGAGAUCCACAGACCACGAUGCUUCAUAGACAUUGUGGUCUAUGAAGCCAUGCCUUUACAAAAGGAUUGGAUG